AUGUGGCAGGACCGUUCUGUUGGCCUUCCAAGCGUUCCAAGCGAGGAGUUUCAACCCAAGGAGCUGCGGGUCAGGCUUCCUUCCAUGCUUCCACAAGAGGAUGAGCUACAGGAGCAUCCUGGCGUUCCAGAUCCUCUUCGUCGUUUGCCGGAGGACUCUCAGGUGCGAAGCCGCUGCAGCCAGGCCCAGCUGGAUCUUUGGAAGCGUCGUCUUCAGUCCUUGGACCAGAGGCAGCUUCUCUUGGAAGUUUGGCACGCUUGGUCUUCGACUGCCAAGGUCUUUGCCUUCCGUGCACGCUUGGAGUUAGUGUUGCUGGAUGAGCUGCGCCUCGCCAAAGUUCGCGAGGAGGCGAAGCUCGACCCACGCGGCUACCUUGCGACGCAGCUUCGCUCUAGCCAUUGGCCUGAGGGGACGGGUCCUGCGGAGCCCGAUCCUCCCAUUGAAGGAUUUGCGGAGAGCAAGUUGGCAUCUCUGAAGAGCUUCAUUUUCGAAUUCCGCCAGCGCGUGGCUGAAUCCGUGGCAGAGCUGCCUGGAGCCUCGCAAGCAGCCUAUGGCCUGGAGGGCUCUCAAGCGCUGGUGAAGACACUGGAACUAGGGCGUGGCGCCUUCGGGCGGCUCCUGCAUGCAGCACUCUUUUUGUACCAGAAGCUGAGGACUUUGGUUCCCACCGAGCUGGAGGUCACGAUGCGCGACCCUCUGAGCCGUUUGGUUCCCGUGCCCUUCUAUGUGCUGCCCUACAAGGUGCCGCCGAAGAUCCGCUUGGCGGUACAGGAAGUGGGACAGCAGCGCAGUGUAGGCGGCCUGGCGCGGAGUUUGGCACGUGGUGGCCGAGCUCGCCCUGGCAGUCAACUUGAAGAGCUUCAGGAUCUGAUGCCGCUCUGUGCAUCGGACCGGACCGCGAUGCCUGGUUUCCUGGCGCAGCUCCUGCGAAUCCGUGGAGAUGCUGUGGGUGGUUUCAGUGCUCCCAGCCACGAGCCUCAAGUGCCAGAAGCUGACCAGCCACCCAGAGCUCUGGCAGGCGGUCCAGGCUACCGAGAUGGCCUGGAUCAGCUGGUGGUUGAUGCCCUAACUGUUUACAUGAGCGGUUGGCGGCUGUCACGUGGUGCUGGCACUGCUGUUCCCAGCAGCACUGCUCCCGCUCCUCCCGAUGCUGCUCCACUGGAGGCACGUGCAGUCAGUGAGCCAACCGUGGCACCUGCAAGUGGGAGUCGUCGGGCAAGAAGUCAAGGUGAUCCCCGGCAUGGCAUGAAACUGAGAUUGGGUCCCGACCGCCCGCUGGACUAG
Messenger RNA from Durusdinium trenchii, 1284 nucleotides. NCBI's taxonomy places the organism in Eukaryota, Dinophyceae, Suessiales, Symbiodiniaceae. The record is from the annotation of a GenBank genome assembly.